AAGUUUUUUUCAUAUCAUCAAAUUAAAAUAUGAAGAGAAUAGUUAUAAAGGUGCAAGUGGAGAGUGAAAAAUGCAGAACCAAAGUCCUAACAGUCGCUGCCAAAUCUCAAGGAGUGCUUUCGCUAUCCUUAGAAGGCGAAAGCAGAGACCGAGUGGUGGUUACCGGAGAUGGAGUCGAUGCUGUUCAAUUAACCAAUAAGCUCAGAAAGAAAUUUCACUAUGCCACGCUAAUAAGUGUGGAAGAUAUGGAAGAAGACGAAGAAGAAGAAGAAGAAGAUGAUGAAGAAAAAGAGGAGGAGGAGGAAGAAGAAGCCACGCCACAGCAAAAUUCACCACGCUCACAUCUACCACCUUUUCAAAUUUGGACAACCUAUCUUCAAGGUUGUCCAUUAUGUAACAGUUUUGUUCCGCCUUCUCCCAUGCAUAGUCACGUGGUUUAUGAUUCCGACCACUAUAGCUGCACCAUCGUCUGA
Vigna radiata var. radiata (mung bean) is the source of this 473-nucleotide messenger RNA. RefSeq names its product heavy metal-associated isoprenylated plant protein 47-like. The transcript has 3 exons. The record is from RefSeq and is a predicted model, not a curated record. Lineage: Eukaryota; Viridiplantae; Streptophyta; Magnoliopsida; Fabales; Fabaceae. Bases 30 to 473 code for a protein of 147 amino acids.